AUGCCCACUGCAGUUAGGCAGGACAGUGGCAGCAGCGGUGGCCCUGUCACAGCGGCAACUUCACAGACACUCACUGAGGCGGUUGCGAUUACUGAAGAUUAUGUCCGAAUGCUAAGGCACACAAUUAAGCAGCAUGAUGCGGAGAAGUUGGCGUUGAUUGAGCGAAUCGACAGUUGCCUGAAGCCCGAGCAGGCCGAGGCGCAGCGCUUACGAUGUGAGGCUGCUCAGAGAGUUGAGGAAUUAGGGAAGGUUCAGAGAGAACUUUCGGAAACGCGCUCAAUGCUACAGGAAGAGAGGGAACGGGCGAAUCGCCUAAUGUAUGAAAACGUCGCGCUUCACGCGCAGGCGGGGGACGAUCGUGCGACGAUUGCUGCACUCAUGAAGCAAACCGCUGCAGCGAGAUCGGGAGCUCAGAAGCUUCCAAAUCCCACUGCCUCCACCUCACCGACCAGGCGAACUACGUCAAAACGUCGCAGCGGACAGCAAACCAUUAGCUUGCGGCAAGCGUGUGCCACCCAGCAGCAUGAUACCACAGGCGAUGAGGACCCGUACACCAGCAACUCAGCAAACGAACUUUCUUCCCCGUCAUCUGCCCUCGUGGCUGCUCUCAGAGAGGAGGUUGAGAUGCUGAAGUCAUUGCUGGACGCGCAGCGAGCCAUGCACGAGACCGAGCGAGCGAGCCGACUGCAGGAGGAGCGAGAACUGGAACGUCGGCGGACGGAGAUGACGGGUACUCACCUCGCCUCAAUUGAACGGCUGCACGGUUUACAUCAGGCGAGCCUGGCGGAUCUCAUCCAGACACGGCACGACAUGCGUAUUGAGAACCGGGAGUUGCGCGGCACCGUUGAACGGCUCCAGGUAGCCCUUAGCGAUGCACUAGCAACUCUCAAGGAAGAGAGGCAGAAACACACCGUCGACCUGCAGAGACAACGACAGAUUGCAGAUGAAAAUGCUAAGGUGGUCACCGAGCGCCUGCGUCGGCAGCUUCAGGAGCGGAGGGCAUUACUAAUUACUGAACGCGAGCGGUAUGGUGCUCUUCUCGUUCAACGCGGGGCGGAGUUGACGCGGCUGCGGGAGGAACGAACAAAGGACAAAAAGCGGUUGAGAGAGUUAGAGAAGUGGCGACGACUGGAGGUGGAGGGUGUCAAUAGCGAAGUGAACCUUAUGCGACAGGAGCUUAGGGCAAUGCAGAGACGAAUGUGGUUCUCCAGUUAG
This is a messenger RNA of Trypanosoma brucei brucei TREU927, 1215 nucleotides long. RefSeq lists its product as hypothetical. NCBI's taxonomy places the organism in Eukaryota, Euglenozoa, Kinetoplastea, Trypanosomatida, Trypanosomatidae. Gene Ontology annotation, cellular component: centrosome. The transcript has a single exon. The record is from RefSeq and is a predicted model, not a curated record. Bases 1 to 1215 code for a protein of 404 amino acids.